Molecule: messenger RNA, 1197 nt
Organism: Fraxinus pennsylvanica
Lineage: Eukaryota; Viridiplantae; Streptophyta; Magnoliopsida; Lamiales; Oleaceae
Source: the annotation of a GenBank genome assembly
AUGGCUGCCAUGCUGCAAGCGAUCGGAGUAGCAUCACCUUCAGUUGCCUUCUCGGAUCACUACAAUAAAUCCUCUGUUUCGUCUAUUCGAUCUUUCCCAGUCAUCAGAUCUGGUUUGAGGUCCAUUUCGGGUUCUGGUCAUGGAAGCUUCAAGCCAGGAAAGGUUAUUACCAAAGCAACUGCGACACAGACCGAGAAAUCUGCUUCCACAACUUCAAAACCUGGGCACGAGCUCUUGCUGUUUGAAGCCCUUAGAGAAGGGCUAGAGGAAGAAAUGGAUAGAGAUCCCAGGGUCUGUGUCUUUGGUGAAGAUGUUGGCCAUUAUGGAGGUUCAUACAAGGUUACCAAGGGACUUGCUGAGAAAUAUGGAGAUCUCAGAGUGCUCGAUACACCAAUUGCUGAAAAUUCUUUUACAGGCAUGGGUGUAGGGGCAGCUAUGACUGGUCUAAGACCAGUUAUUGAGGGCAUGAACAUGGGAUUUCUUCUAUUGGCUUUCAACCAAAUAUCUGAUAACUGUGGCAUGUUACACUAUACCUCAGGUGGGCAGUUCACUAUUCCAACAGUUAUUCGAGGACCAGGAGGGGUUGGACGCCAACUUGGGGCAGAACAUUCGCAGAGGCUCGAGUCUUAUUUUCAGUCAAUUCCCGGGAUCCAGCUUGUCGCCUGUUCAACUGUUUAUAAUGCAAAGGGUUUGAUGAAGGCUGCCAUCCGUAGUGAGAAUCCUGUUGUCCUUUUCGAACAUGUGCUUCUUUACAACCUUAAGGAGAGAAUUCCUGAUGAAGAAUAUGUAUUGUCACUGGAAGAGGCAGAAAUGGUGAGGCCUGGGGAACACAUUACAAUCUUAACAUACUCCCGGAUGAGGUACCAUGUCAUGCAAGCUGCCAAGACUCUUGUCAACAAAGGUUAUGAUCCUGAGGUCAUUGAUAUUAGGUCUUUGAAACCAUUUGAUCUCUACACAAUUGGAAAUUCUGUGAAGAAAACUCACCGGGUGCUUAUAGUUGAAGAGUGCAUGCGGACAGGCGGCAUUGGGGCCAGUCUUACAGCAGCAAUAAAUGAGAAUUUCCAUGAUUAUUUGGAUGCACCAAUUGUUUGUCUCUCCUCACAGGAUGUGCCAACUCCUUAUGCUGGGACAUUGGAGGAAUGGACUGUGGUUCAACCAGCACAGAUUGUUGCUGCUGUCGAGCAGCUCUGUCAGUAA